GGCGUUAUGGGCGGUGGAGAAAGCGGGGCUUCAGGGGCCGGUGGGUGGCCAGGGAAGAUGUGGGGGAGUGGGCACUAACGUAAUUCGGGCUCCCCGCCUUCUGCGGGCCGAUCGUUCGUCAGACAGUUGUCCGUACCGAUUCCAGUGUGAAGGUUUGCUCCAGUGAUAAUAUGGCCGUACCACAGCAGGCUGGAAUACCUGGCCUAGAUGCACAGCAGACUCUCUUGGCCACAGUCAGUGGAAAUGUACAAAAAUAUUCAGUCAAGAAGAAGAAGGUCCUCAAUGCAGAAGAGCUGGAGCUGUACGAGCUUACUCAAGCAGCUGGUGUGGUUAUGGACCAGGAAGUGUUCAAAAUAAUUGUGGAUCUGUUGAAGAUGAAUGUAGCUCCAUUGGCAGUUUUCCAGAUGCUGAAAGCUGUGUGUGCAGGACACAAAAUUGCAGAGGUAUCCUCAGCUGAAACACCAUCCACAACAACGCAGAGCAGUUUGGCAGACUCCAGAGAACAUUCGUUUAUCUCCGCAAAGAGCAGUAAAAUCCCAGCACUCUCCUUUUCUUCCGCCCUUCGAUCUCCAAGACUGGGCACUAAGAUUGUGGUCUACAGCCCUGCUGAUGCUUGCUCACCUCUCUCUCAAGGUCCCCCUGGUUCCUUCCAGUUUUCUUGCUGCCUGUUCUCGCCCUUCUCAGUGAGAAAUAAAUCCAGCACUGCUAUCAGUGGCUCACAGACACAGACAGAGCGAAGCACCACCCGCGAAGGAUGCAGCCAGCGUAUGCCGCGCCAGCCGAGUGCUACCAGAGUCCCCAAGGGCAACAGUACCGGGAAAACUACUGCAGCUGGCAGCAGUGCACACACAACAUCUGGCCAGUAGACUGAAAGACAUCUAGCACCUUACAAACAUGCCUGUGUCAUUGGGUAGAGGGAAAUUAAAGCAGGGGUACUGUCCUUGUAUAUUGUUUUGCUUCCUGUGUAAUUAUGUAGAGCACACAAUAUGCUAUCUAUUUUGAGUUUUUAAAUAGCUUGUAUAAAGUCCAUCCUGGGGACCUUGACUCAGAAAUAAAGUGUGAUGCAUAAUCUGCAAAGAGCGGGAUAGAAUUUGAACUAAUGGUCAGUUUUGAUAUGUGUGAAGUCCCUGAUGUCUUGAAACCCAUAAGUUAAAACCAUCUUGUAUUCAUAUAUUUUAAAACAAUACCAAUGUUGAAACUGUAAACCACAAUGACAAUAAUAAUUAAAGAUGUGCAUUUAAAAUUUAGUGAUAAAAUCAAGAAAAGGGCAAUGUCCAUUUUUUUAAGAAAACAUAGACUCUAUUGUUCCAAUUAAUGCAGUCCCAGGUCCUUGGGAAGAAAAGCUUUGAUAAUUCUUGACACUGAAGAAUCUCAUGAAAAAUUCAUUUCUAGGGAACCAUUUCCCCUUUGUACCAUUAACAAAACCAAAGUACAACCCCACCAGAAACCAUGUCAAAACACUCCACAAUGAUGGCCUCCAGAUAAGUAUGUUUCAUUGAUUUUUUUUUUAUGUAUACUCUCAUUGUAUAUAAUGGAUACAAUAAUAUCCUUCCUAAAGAUCACCAUCCAGUAUCCAUGUUUUUCCAUCAACUCAACAUACCUGGGUUCUUUGAACAGUGUCCAUCGAUACUGAGAUACUUUUCUAUACUGUAUAUAACUCUAGGACUUUAUUACGUUGCUUUAUCUUAGAAUUCUUGAACGGUAACAGCAGUCUGAAAGGUGACAUCAAGUCGUAUUAGCCAGUCCACUGCACCUGCAUGUUUAAUCCAAGGAGAAUUUAUCAGAAAGGUACUCUUAACAAUUUUACGUUAAUAAAUUUAAACUGCUUAAAAGGGACAUAAUUCCUAAGCCAAUCACUUGAAAUAAUUUUACUUUAAAAAUGUGCAAUCCUAAUAUGUUAAUAUGAUAAAUACCCUAUCGUGCCAAUUACUAAUGUUGAUAAGGAAAUUAUAUUUUAUUACAAGCACCUCAAAUUUCUUGACAUCAUCUGCUUCUGCAUUAAAACACUUCAGCUUCUCAUACUUAGUAAUGGUGUCAUUUAAAUGUUCCAAAGUGCACAAUGACCACCUUGAAGCUUUAAUAGCUUCCUAAUAGUUGCAGUUGGACUUUGAACUUUCUAUCCAAGUAAACUAGCUUCCCUGCCUCUACUCUCAAGUAUAAAACUAAUGUUAAUUCUGAUGGGAAUAUGCAGAAUUCUUUUCAGUGUUCCUAAUACUUCUGUCAAGUUUCUGUGAGGGAUUCUACAAAACCUCGCAUAAAAUUAAUGAACAGUGGUGGAGCUGGGCUUGUUGCGCACAGUGUUGCAACCUGCUUCAGCUACCCAGGGAAGAAAACAUCAAUGGCUGUGCAUGGAGGUGGUACACAAUCCAAUGAACUGGGUGAUUGUCUUGAUUGUUUUUGUUGUGAUCGCAAGACCCUGUUGGACAUUGGUUAGGAGGAGAAGAUGGCGGCGCGACACAACUUGCAGCGGCCACUCCGGUGAAUUAUAUCUCUUAUCUGUCAAGUAGGGUGUCGUGCACAAUCCUGAUUUGAUGGAGACAGACAUGAGAGCACUGAGGAACAUCUGGUGAAACUUCUGAAAUGCCUGUUUCGCUGCCGCUGCUACUGUGUGAUCCAGAAUCUCCGGAGGGGAAGGCCCUGAGUCCUCAACUUUGCUUGUUGCUCGGCGGCCAGGGUGGGGUUAAAGCUCUCGGCAGAGAUGGUGCUUGGUGUUGGCGGGCUAGUCGGAGGCUCGAAGUUUUCGGACGGACUCAGAGUCGGCUGCGGUGGGGUGCUUCCAAUGCAUCGGCAAGUUUGCGGUGCUUGGAGGUUCAUGGCAGGGAGAGUUUCUCCCAUCUACCGUCUGUGUGAGAUGAUGGGGCAAUUGGGACUAGAGACUUUUUUUUACCAUGCCCAUGGUCUGCUUUUUAUCAAAUUACGGUAUUGCUUUGCACUGUUGUAACUAUAUGUUAUAAUUAUGUGGUUUUGUCAGUUUUAGUCUUGGUCUGUCCUGAGUUUCUGUGAUAUCUUUCUGGAGGAACAUAGUAUCAUUUUUUAAUGCAUGCAUUUCUAAAUGACAAUAAAUGAGGACUGAGUGUCCUCAUAAUCUAAUCUAAUAUAGAAUACUGCAAGUCCAAUUGGGGGAGCCACGUGGCCUCAGUUGUGAUGCAGACCAGGCCCUCAUUCAUGCCUCGGUUGCCCAUCGCGGCCGCUAAGGAAGAAGACACCAAAGCUGGCAUUGGAUCCCAUGCUGUCUUUGGGGUAGGCACCGUCUAACGGUGCUGCUCUCCAGUGCAUUUGUCUGCAGCUGUAUCGUGUGACAUGAGAAACUGCUGCAGGCUGUUCUUGCAGAAACAUGGCUUCAGGACAACAUCAGUAAACCAGCAAUCUACAAGCCAUGGCACUCAGAGACUUGGGCCUCUGUAAAUUGUUAUUUUUAAUAUUUUUGUCACUAUGUUUAUUACUGUCAUACAGUUAUUCUGCAAUCAUAAUUAUAUGUGCUGUGUGCAACUGUUCUGUGUUUUGCACCUCAGUCCCAGAGGAAUGCUGUUUUGUUUGACUCUGUUUAUGUGAAUGGUUGAAUGACAAACUUGAACUUAAAUAGUAAAACUUGGGAAUCAUAAAGACAUCUCUAAUUUCUAAAUAAGUUUAAGUUUUCUCUUGAACAAAUUUUUACCACACCAUCCUAAUUUCUCCAACCCUCCAAUCCUAGAUACUUCACAAAAGAUUCAAGGGCAAUAAAAUGCAGCUUGGUUUUAUUAAUUUUCCACCUAUUAACAACACUAUAAACAAAAGUCUCAUUCCUAGCAGUCAUAUAAAAUUUGGCCUUUUUCUUCAUAUUUACUUCUAAGUCUGCUUUCAAACAAAAUCACUAAAUGAUCUUUGAACUCUUGCAUGCCCUAAUCCAAAUUGCUUACCAAAGUGUCACUGUUCGUAAAGGCUAAGGCACUAUAACUAUAAUCAAGACUAUCUAAAUAAAACCACACCCUACAUUAUCUAAUGUACCCAAUAAUAAAAUAUCCAUAACUGCAUUGAAUAAAAUAAGGCAAAGUGGGCCUCCAGGCUUAAGCUCUAUAGAUACAGUAUAUAUUUCAAUUUCCCUGCAUUACUCUCCUUCAAUGUAUGUAUGUUUGAAUAAAUGUCCACCACAAUGCCAACUAAAUGUUUUACAACAUUCAUAUAACAAAAUCUUUAUUGUUAUUUUGUGAGCCACUGACUCAAAAAUUGAUUAAAAAUUGCUGUUGAGUUCUUAUCAAAAGCAACACACAUAAAAUGCUGGAGGAACUGGAGUCUAGCAUCAUCUGAGGCCAUGAAUAGAUAGUCGAUGUUUUGGGCUAAGACCCUUCUUCAGUCCUGUGUUUGUUGCUUUGGAUUUCCAGCAUUUGUAGACUUUCUCAUGUUUAUGCUAAGUUCUUGCUCUUUUUGGCAACUUGCAUUAUAUUCUUCAAAACUGGUGAAUUUUGAUUUUCUUAAAGCCCUUCUGGAGUGCUAUUUAAAAUAAUGGCCCAAUCAAUCUUCUCAGUUUCUUUGUAAAAAAAAAUAAGUGGAGCUGAUCAUAGUGGGUCUCCAAAUAUUGAUGUUCUUCAGUUUAACUGGAUCAUCAAACACCGGCUGCAGCUGAAAACUGUGCUAAAUACCCUAUUUAGUUCCAUUUUCAUGACCACCUUCAAUUUUAAACUAUCCUGAUUGGCAACCAUACUUCAAUGAAACCAUUGAAGUGGAGGUGGGAUCAUAUGGCUUAAUGUUGUAGCCUGCUGUAAUUCACAGUAGUCAUCAAUAUCCUGUUUAGUGGGUGAGGACAUUGAACACAUCUGCCUUGCUGAUUACUUCUCAGCUGAACUCACUGGAGUUGAAGCUUCUGAUAUUUUUUGUGUGGAAAUGGAAGAUUAGAGGAAAGUGUGGCUUAAUUCACUGUUUGUACUCUUACAUUACUACCUUUCACUGUAUAUGUGAUUUUAAGAAGUGCUUAAAUGAUUGUACAAGUGAAAUUAAGGAUCAACUUUAUUUGCCAUAUACAUAUAUAUUUUUAGGAACUUGCUGUGGUGUAACAAAAGCAACAAUAUUCAACAAUUAUAAGAAUAAUGGAUUUUAUAAAUUAAGAGGUUAAAGUAUUGAUGUUGAAUAAAAUGCACUAAAAUGCCAGCAUGUAUUUUUCAAUGUAAAUGUGGCUUAAAGUGUUUACAGUGCAUUUUAAUGAUUGAAGUAAUAGAAGGGGAUGGAGAGCUGAUUAGAUUAGAUUAGAAUGAUCAAAUUAAAUACCUGGGAGAAGAAAUUUAAACUGGUAUGAAUUUCUUCCUUAAUAUCACUUUAGCACUUUUCAGAAGGAAGAUGAAAAUGGAUGCUGAUUAACAUUUCAGCUGGGUCACCAACUCUGCAAGCCCAUCUCACUGGACAAGUUUCUUAACAAAGCUAAGAAAGUAGAAUACUUUUAUUUAUAGAAGUGGGCAGUGGGUAUUAGACUUAGACCUUGAGCAUUAGAACUUCUGUUUCCCCUGUUUACUAAUUGUAGGGAAAAUUUAGGCUGCUCUGUCAUUCACCCAUAGCAUGCAGGCCUAUUUGUUUCUCUGCAGCAAGCAUAAUUCUUUAAAUUGAACUCUAACUGUAAGGAGAUAAUUUCUUACACUUAUGCUCCAUCACCAAAUUUGAGUAGUUUUAGUUUUCACAAUGACUGGAAUACAGUAAAACUGUUUAUCCGUAAGCUGUUGAUGUUUUAAUCCCGUACAUAUAUUUUUAUGCAUCUUCCAGGGAGAUUACAUUCCAACAAAAUGUAGUAUCAUCAAUUUGACACAUUUGGGUUCAACAAGAACAGGAAAACAAACUGGAUGAAAUCUUACCUUUCUUUUAUAGAUGAAGGAAAUAAAUUGCCUGAAUCAGUAAUUUUAACUUUGUACUAGCAGAAUGACUUUAUUUACUGAAAAUGCAAAUUUUAUUUUAAAAUUACUUCUCUCCCCUCCAUCUAAGGCAACAAUUCUGAUGUCUUUCUGUGUAAUACUUGUAUCAAGCCUCUUGUGCUGUGUGGCCUGCAGUGGAAAAGUCAGUUCCCUGCAUGAAUGAAGGAUUGAGCCAACCAGACCAAACUAUUUUAAAACUACAAACAACACACAUCAAAGUUGCUGGUGAAUGCAGCAGGCCAGGCAGCAUCUCCAGGAAGAGGUACAGUCGACGUUUCGGGCCGAGACCCUACAAAAUAAGUUUUCUAUCAUAUCCGCACAUCCAGGUAUUUCAGCUGGGAUGUGAUUUUGCUUUAACUGUACUUGAAGUCCAGUAGCUUUGCUUCCAUCCAUCCAGUUCUUACCUUGAUAUCAAACCAGUAUUAAUGCUGUGCAAAUCAGUGAUCUAAAUAGAGGUUAUUGGAUAACUUUACAAACAUUGGUAAGUUGGUUUCAAGUUAU
Molecule: messenger RNA, 6371 nt
Organism: Mobula hypostoma (lesser devil ray)
Lineage: Eukaryota; Metazoa; Chordata; Chondrichthyes; Myliobatiformes; Myliobatidae
Gene: mzt2b
Product: mitotic spindle organizing protein 2B
Exons: 5
Coding region: 171-866 (231 amino acids)
Cellular component (GO): centrosome; spindle
Source: RefSeq, a predicted model, not a curated record